AUGCCUCACUCUGUAUCGCCUGGUACUGCGCAACAUGACGAUGAUAUGCCGGACGCACCGCCGGCCGAGUCAACCGAGAACAACGUCAAAUUGGAGGAAAUGUUCGACGAUGAUGACGACGAGGAGUUCCCUGCGUCGGGAGAUGUGAAGAUGGAGUCCCCCGCUGCGAAGGAAGAAGAGCCUCCUGCCCCCGCACCCUCUGGAGUCGACGAUGAAUUGAUGCUCGCCUUCUAUCAACGUCUUUUCCCCUUCCGAUACCUCUUCCAGUGGCUCAACCAUGGCAUUGUUCCGACGAAAGACUUUGGAAACCGCGAAUUCGCGCUCACUCUGCAAAAUGACGCCUAUCUUCGUUACCAAUCGUACCCCACCGCCGACAUGUUCCGGAAGGAUAUUCUCAAGAUGAACCCCUCUCGUUUCGAGAUUGGACCCGUCUAUAGCACCAACCCACGCGAUCGCAAAACGUUAAGAGGCGGUCAAAUGAAGCCAGUCUCCAAAGAAUUGGUCUUCGAUAUCGAUUUGACUGAUUAUGAUGAUAUCCGUACCUGCUGUGUUAAAGCCAAUAUCUGUCCAAAGUGUUGGUCCUUUGCGACAAUGGCUAUCAAGGUCAUUGACACCGCACUACGAGAAGAUUUUGGGUUCGAACAUAUUCUCUGGGUUUACUCCGGUCGUCGUGGUGUUCACGCCUGGGUCUGUGACUCGCGUGCCCGCAGCAUGCCCGACGAUCGACGCAGGGCGCUCGCCGGCUAUCUCGAAAUUAUCAAAGGAGGGUCGCAGAGCGGCAAGAAAGUCAAUGUCAAGCGGCCACUGCACCCCCAUAUCGUGCGCAGUCUCGAACUUCUUAAGCACGACUUUGCUCGCACUACUCUUAUUGAUCAAGACACAUUUGAAAGUGACGAGCAGGCAGAACGUCUCCUCUCGUUGCUUCCUGAUAAGGGGCUGAACGACUCCCUGAAGAGGAAAUGGGACUCCUCUCCGGGCCGCGCCAGUACUAGCAAAUGGGCCGAUAUCGACACAUUAGCGAAGAGCGGUAAAAGCACUACGCUUAAGACAUCGACCCUCCGAGACGCCAAGCAGGAUAUUGUUUUAGAAUACACUUACCCACGACUCGAUGCCGAGGUCAGCAAGAAGAUGAUUCACUUGUUGAAGAGUCCCUUUGUUAUUCACCCGGGAACUGGACGCAUCUGUGUUCCCAUUGACCCGAACAAUGCCGAGAACUUUGAUCCUCUCACCGUGCCCACGGCGAUGCAGCUUCUCAAUGAGAUUGACGAAUACGACGCCAAGCACCCUGCCGGUACCGCAGAGGCUGAUGCCCCUGAGGUGGAGGGCAGUGCAAUGAACGGCUCUGAUAUGAAGGGUGGCCGUAAGCUGCAGGAUUACGAGAAGACCAGCUUGAAGCCUUACAUUGACUUCUUCCGUUCGUUUAUCGCAGGCCUCAUGAAAGAAGAACGUGCAGGCAAGCGUGAACGUGAUGGGAAUGAGCCGGCCGUCAAGGCGGAUCCCAUGGAAUUCUAG
Penicillium brevicompactum is the source of this 1512-nucleotide messenger RNA. Its product is annotated as DNA primase subunit PRI1. Gene Ontology annotation, cellular component: alpha DNA polymerase:primase complex. Lineage: Eukaryota; Fungi; Ascomycota; Eurotiomycetes; Eurotiales; Aspergillaceae. Bases 1 to 1512 code for a protein of 503 amino acids. Gene Ontology annotation, biological process: DNA replication, synthesis of primer. The transcript is spliced from 3 exons. The record is from RefSeq and is a predicted model, not a curated record.